Molecule: messenger RNA, 2996 nt
Organism: Malus domestica (apple)
Lineage: Eukaryota; Viridiplantae; Streptophyta; Magnoliopsida; Rosales; Rosaceae
Product: protein VAC14 homolog
Biological process (GO): phosphatidylinositol biosynthetic process
Cellular component (GO): endosome membrane; PAS complex
Source: RefSeq, a predicted model, not a curated record
GAGAGAGAGGACUGCCACGACUGAGAGUAGAAAGCACAGACAAGCAGCCAGAAACCAAAUAAAUAAAAAAUUAAAGGAAAAAAAGAAGAAGUAGAAAUUAGAAGUGAAAAAGAAAAACGAAAAGGAAAGCAAAAACUUCCGUAGAAAUUUUGCUUUGCAGUUUUCUUCCGUUUCCCAUUCGUUCCCAAAUUUCUGCAGAUCUGAUUUUCCAUUGGAAUUUUCGGAUUCCCGAAGUCUUCGAUUCCGGCGAAAACCCUAGAGAAAUGUUCCGAUUCGAGCAGGAGAAGAUCCGGAAACGAAUUUGACGCCCGAAUUCUGUGUCCUUCGAUCGGUGAAUUCGUUUCUUUUGAAAAUUUUGUAAUUCCUAGGGUUUGACAUGGCCGACGGUAUUUCAGUGAUUCCCGCGGGCGUCCUCCGCAACCUCGCGGACAAGCUCUAUGAGAAGCGCAAGAAUGCCGCUCUUGAGGUUGAGGGAAUAGUGAAGCAGCUCACGACGGCUGGGGAGCAUGAUAAGAUUACGGCGGCGAUCAAUUUGCUCACUACGGAAUUCACUUACUCGCCGCAAGCCAACCACCGGAAGGGAGGAUUGAUAGGAUUAGCUGCUGCAACAGUUGGGUUGACCAGUGAAGCGGCUCAGCAUCUUGAGCAAAUUGUGCCCCCUGUGCUUAAUUCCUUUUCGGACCAAGAUAGCAGAGUUCGUUAUUAUGCUUGUGAAGCUCUAUAUAACAUUGCAAAGGUUGUAAGAGGAGAUUUUAUCAUAUUCUUUAAUGAUAUAUUUGAUGCCUUGUGCAAGCUUUCAGCAGACUCAGAUGCUAAUGUACAAAGUGCUGCUCAUCUUUUAGAUCGGCUUGUAAAGCAGGAUAUUGUUACUGAAAGUGAUCAAUUCAGCAUUGAAGAAUUUAUUCCACUGUUGAGGGAGCGUAUGAAUGUCCUGAAUCCCUAUGUCCGUCAGUUUUUGGUUGGAUGGAUCACUGUCUUAGACAGUGUUCCAGAUAUUGACAUGCUGGGAUUUCUUCCUGAUUUUCUUGAUGGCUUGUUCAAUAUGUUAAGUGAUUCAAGCCAUGAGAUUAGACAACAAGCUGAUUCAGCACUUUCAGAGUUUCUCCAGGAGAUCAAGAACUCCCCAUCUGUAGAUUAUGGUCGCAUGGCUGAAAUACUGGUACAGAGAGCUGAUUCACCGGAUGAAUUUACUCGGUUAACAGCUAUCACAUGGAUAAAUGAAUUUGUAAAACUUGGUGGGGACCAGCUUGUUCCCUAUUAUGCUGAUAUUCUGGGAGCAAUUCUACCCUGCAUAUCUGAUAAAGAAGAGAAAAUUAGAGUGGUUGCUCGUGAAACCAAUGAGGAGCUUCGUGCCAUUAAGGCUGAUCCAGCUGAAGGAUUUGACGUUGGAGCAAUCCUCUCUAUUGCAAGGAGGCAAUUAUCUAGUGAAUGGGAGGCUACUAGAAUCGAAGCACUGCACUGGAUUUCAAACCUUUUAAACAGAUAUCGCGCUGAGGUUCUAACUUUUCUGAACGAAAUAUUUGACACCCUUUUGGGAGCACUCUCAGAUGCAUCUGAUCAGGUGGUUCUCUUGGUCCUAGAAGUUCAUGCAUGCAUAGCAAAAGAUCCACAGCACUUUCGCCAGCUUGUUGUGUUCCUUGUGCAUAAUUUUCGUGUGGACAACUCUCUUCUAGAGAAACGUGGUGCGUUGAUUAUUCGCCGACUUUGUGUGCUUUUAGAUGCUGAAAGGGUCUACCGAGAACUGUCUACCAUACUAGAAGGAGAGUCAGACCUGGAUUUUGCAUCUAUUAUGGUUCAGGCUUUGAACUUGAUUUUACUUACAUCCUCCGAGUUGGCUGAGCUUCGAGAUCUUUUGAAAAGGUCACUUGUGAAUCCUUCUGGGAAAGACUUAUUUGUUUCCUUAUAUGCUUCAUGGUGCCAUUCACCCAUGGCAAUUAUAAGCCUCUGCUUAUUAGCUCAGACAUAUCAGCAUGCAAGUACUGUGAUUCAGUCUCUGGUUGAAGAAGAUAUUAAUGUCAAGUUUUUGGUCCAGCUGGAUAAAUUGAUUCGGUUACUAGAAACUCCAAUCUUUGCGUAUCUUAGAUUACAGCUUCUUGAACCUGGAAGACAUAUAUGGUUGUUAAAAGCCUUAUAUGGUCUUCUGAUGUUGCUUCCUCAGCAAAGUGCCGCCUUUAAAAUUCUGAGGACGCGUUUAAAAACUGUACCUUCAUACUCAUUCGACAGUGAGCAACUCAGAAGAACUUCUUCAGGGAAUCCCCAUCAGAUUCUACAUCACAUGCCAAGUGCCAGUAGUUCGCAGAUCAUUGAAGACGGUGACAUAAACCAGGCCAGUAAGAGUUCUCAUAAUGGAAUUAACUUUACUUUAAGACUACGGCAGUUUGAGCAAAUGCAGCAGCAACAUCGUCAAAAUGCAAAGCUGCAGGCACAAACACAAAGAACUUCCACAGCUUCUUCAACACCGAAGGAUGUGCAGAGACCAGAAGAACAAAGCCAUAGCCGAUCUGCAUCAGACGUGAUUAGGGCGCCUUCCAGAUCUCGGAGGGCCCCGGGGCAGUUACAAUUAUAACGUUGCUGCAUCAGGACACUGGCCGAGGCUAAUAUGUUCUCAUCUCAGGGAGGAGGAAGCAUCGGAGUCGUGGAUGACGGGAUCCGGUAUAGUUUGUAAAGUUGUAUAUCGUAGUAGUUUGUUGUUAAAAGCUCGUGGCGGCCGGGAUGGUAAAAAUUUGGUUUUAAAUUGAGUCGAGCUCAGCUGUAAGCUCGAGCUAUUCUUUCGGACUUGUGCAAGCGAGCGGGGAAGUGCCCUACGUGGUUGUGUUAUUUUUUUAUCGAAAACCACGCGGGGGUAGGAGGAGGGAGAUACUCUGAUUUAGAAGACGCAGUCUGUUUUAUUAAUACUGCCUGUUACAGCAAUCUUAUAAAAACUAAGUCCUUCAUCUUCAUGUACACCUUCGAUCCUGAAAAAUGGAAAAAAGAAAAGGAAAGUUUAAUGUGUAGUA